AAUUUAGGAAGAAUAGCGGAGUUAAUUUUUAUACCCUUUUCCAAAUGACUCUCGCUCUCCAUUCUUACUCCUUCCUAUGAGAGCCUGUGGCUCUCCAAAUCCAUCCUGCCGCCUCCUCUCUCCUCACCUCCGCCCACAAAAAGCUCCGGGGAUCUUACCGUCACCUUCAUGGACUCUCUCCACCUGCCCUAGGGUGCUCUUUUCCGCCUCCGUCAGCGGAGGAUCCCCUCAAUCCAAUCAGCAGCUGCAAUGGAGGCUUCAGUCCCACGCGAAGAGGACGGAGCACGACAAGGACGAGGAAGAGGAGCGCCCGGUCCACUACGAGGUGGAUGUAGUCUCAUGGAGAGAACGUCGGAUUAGGGCUAAAGUUCUCGUCCAUGCCGAUGUGGACACGGUGUGGACGGUGCUCACUGAUUAUGAGCGGCUUGCCGAUUUCAUCCCAAAUCUCAUCUAUAGUGGAAGAAUUCCCUGCCCGCAUCCAGGCAGAAUAUGGCUGGAGCAGAGAGGCCUGCAAAGGGCUUUGUACUGGCACAUUGAGGCUAGAGUGGUCUUGGAUCUUCAGGAGUUCACUAAAUUGGAUAAUGGAAGGGAGCUACAAUUCACUAUGGUUGACGGAGAUUUUAUGAAAUUUGAAGGGAAAUGGUCUAUCAAAACUGGCCCAAGGUCAUCAACAACAAUUUUGACAUAUGAAGUUAGUGUGAUCCCAAGAUUUAACUUACCGGCCAUAUUUCUUGAGAGAAUUAUCAGGUCUGAUCUUCCAGUUAACCUUCGGUCCGUGGCCUGCAGGGCUGAAAAAUGUAUUGAGGAUGGCCAAAUUUCUCCUUUGCAAGAAAAUGGUGUAAGUUCAAGCCUCCCACCUACCAUUCCUUCACGAACCAUGAAUUUUUCUGGUGAUCUAUGGGAGACUGAUAUCAUGCCUUCGGAAAUGCUGAAGGAAACUUAUGCGGGCCAUGCCUUUGUUUCUGUUCGUUCUUCAAGGAAUAAUGAUUUCAACAGCAAAUGUGGUGUGUUUGGAAAAGUCUGUAGAUUAGAUAGUAGGUCAUGCAUGGCAGAUGAAGUCCAUCUGCGUAGAUUUGAUGGCCUAUUGGAAAAUGGUGGUUCUCAUCGUUGUGUGGUUGCUAGCAUUACUGUCAAGGCACCAGUUCAUGAAGUUUGGAACGUUUUAACUGCCUAUGAGACACUACCAGAGAUUGUUCCAAAUUUAGCUAUCAGUAAGAUUCUGCUCCGCGAUAAUAGCAAAGUUCGCAUUCUUCAGGAAGGUUGCAAAGGUCUACUCUAUAUGGUCCUCCAUGCACGCGUUGUUUUGGAUUUGCAUGAAAAGCAUGAGGAGGAGAUCAAGUUUGAGCAGGUUGAAGGAGAUUUUGAUUUAUUCCAAGGAAAAUGGAUAUUGGAACAACUUGGGGAUCAGCACACUUUGCUCAAAUACAGUGUAGAGUCAACAAUGUACAAUGAUACUUUUCUGUCAGAGGCAAUUGUGGAAGCGGUAGUUUAUGAAGAUCUUCCAUCAAACUUAUGUGCUAUACGUGAUUUUGUUGAAACUAGAGUAACUGUUAUGAGCGAUACUCCAAAUAAGGCAGUGUCCCCAGCUGAGGACGAUGUGUAUAUGACUGAAAAUUUGCUAAAAGAGAAUAUUUCUAGAGUUAGUUCUUCUAAUGUAUUGAAGCACAGGCCUAAGGUUCCAGGCUUGCAGAAGGAUUUAAAUAUCCUUAAAGCUGAAAUUGUUAGAUUUAUAUCAAGAUAUGGUCAAGAAGGUUUCAUGCCCAUGAGGAAACAGCUUCGCUUGCAUGGAAGGGUGGAUAUAGAGAAAGCAGUCACUCGGUUGGGUGGAUUUAGGAAGAUUGCGAGUUUGAUGAACCUUUCCCUAGCGUAUAAACAAAGGAAACCUAAAGGCUACUGGGAUAGCCUUGAAAAUCUGCAAGAAGAGAUAUGUCGAUUCCAGCGAAAUUGGGGAAUGGAUCCUACCUACAUGCCCAGUAGAAAAUCUUUUGAGCGUGCAGGUCGUUAUGACAUUGCCCGAGCACUGGAGAAAUGGGGCGGUUUGCAAGAAGUCUCACGCCUUUUGUCUCUUGAGGUUAGGCACCCUAGAAGAAAGGUGGAUCGUGAUGGAGAUAACCAACUGGAUUCUAAAGCUUCUAAGGAGAUCGUGGACCAAAGAACGACAUCACAUAAGCCAAUUAUUUCGCAGGAUACACAGAAAUGGCUCACGAAACUUAAAAAUUUAGACAUAAACUGGGUCGAGUAGGAGCUGGCGGACUCCUAAACUAAUUUCCCAUUUGUUCUUUCUCCAUCUUUUUCCUUGUCUUGUUUAUAAUUUUUUUGGAAUUUUUUUGAUGUAUAAUAUCAAUGUUUCUAAGUAAACUUUUGAUCUUUUUGGUUAAAAUUUAA
This is a messenger RNA of Dendrobium catenatum, 2385 nucleotides long. RefSeq lists its product as uncharacterized. NCBI's taxonomy places the organism in Eukaryota, Viridiplantae, Streptophyta, Magnoliopsida, Asparagales, Orchidaceae. The record is from RefSeq and is a predicted model, not a curated record. The transcript has 10 exons. Gene Ontology annotation, biological process: regulation of photosynthesis, light reaction. Bases 77 to 2242 code for a protein of 721 amino acids.